CUCUCCUCGUACCUCAGAUGAGUCAGAAAAUGAGAAUCGGGAGUCAGGACUUUCCCUUAUUCCUCGCGCUCGAGUUCUAUAUAAAGGCAGCUCAGGAUAGUACGUGAUAUCUAGACUCCUCUACACUUUCUCAGUAUCGAUCGUUUUUAGGGUUUUUGUAAAGAAGAAGAGUAACAUAAAGAUUUAAAGAAUGUCGAAAUCACCAGAGCAAGAGCACCCGCGAAAGGCCUUCGGCUUGGCAGCCAAGGAUUCUUCUGGAUUCCUCUCUCCCUUUAAAUUCUCCCGGAGGGCAACGGGAGACGAAGACGUGACCUUCAAAGUGCUCUACUGUGGGAUCUGCCACUCUGACCUUCACGCCGUCAAGAACGAAUGGAAAAUUUCUACCUAUCCGUUACUCCCCGGGCACGAGAUUGUGGGCAUAGUGACGGAGGUGGGGAGCAAGGUUACAAAAUACAAAGUUGGUGACAAAGUGGGUGUUGGGUGUUUGGUGGGAGCUUGUCACUCCUGCGACAACUGCAAGAACGAUCUUGAGAAUUACUGUCCCAAAAUGAUCCUAACCUAUAACUCGACCUACCACGAUGGUACUAUGACCUACGGUGGCUACUCCGACUUCAUGGUUGCCAACGAGCAUUACAUCGUUCGUAUGCCGGAGAACUUGCCCCUAGAAGGUUGUGCGCCGCUGCUUUGUGCCGGAAUCACUGUCUACAGCCCCAUGAAGUAUUACGGACUCUGCUCCCCUGGUAUUCACUUGGGUGUCGUAGGUCUUGGUGGGCUUGGCCAUGUGGCCGUCAAAUUCGCCAAGGCUCUUGGGAUGAAGGUGACUGUCAUCAGCACAAGUACUGGGAAGAAGCAGGAAGCCCUUGAACGUCUUGGUGCUGAUGCCUUCCUGGUCAGUCGUGACCAGGACCAGAUGCAGGCUGCCACAGGCGCAAUGGAUGGUAUCAUUGACACAGUCUCAGCUGACCACCCACUUACGCCAUUGAUAGGUCUACUAAAGACUAAUGGGAAGCUCGUUAUGGUGGGUGCACCCGAGCUCCCACUCCAACUGCCGGCCUUCACUCUACUCAUGGGGAGGAAGAUGGUUGCAGGAAGUGGCAUUGGGGGAAUGAAGGAGACGCAAGAGAUGAUCGAUUUCGCGGCAAAACACAACAUAACCGCCGACAUUGAGCUUAUUCCAGUCGACUACCUCAACACUGCCAUGGAGCGACUUGAAAAGGCCGACGUGAAAUACCGAUUUGUUCUUGAUAUUGGAAACACCUUGACCCCUGCUUAGGCUUAAUUGCUUAAAGCCUUUUGCCUCUAAUUCAGGGUUUAAAAAACACGAAAUUGAGAUCCAGAUUGGAAUCAACCUGAAUUGGUCUAGAUUGAUCACAAAAUCUUUUUUUCUCACCAAUCCCGAUUCUUAAAACCCUGCUUUAGUUGGUUUCUGGCUAGGAAGAGGGUGGGGGUCUCUCUGUCCCUACAAUUUCUUUGUGAGCAAUUUUCCUGUUUUUAAGAAUAAGUUUACUAAAUAUAGACAUGAUCCCCCGAGGGUUGAGAAAACCAUAUAUUGUCUCGGGGUGGACUUUGGAAAGAAGUGCAGUUUUACAAACUAGACUUUCAUACUAUUAUUUGGCA
Macadamia integrifolia is the source of this 1617-nucleotide messenger RNA. RefSeq names its product probable mannitol dehydrogenase. Bases 191 to 1273 code for a protein of 360 amino acids. Gene Ontology annotation, biological process: lignin biosynthetic process. The record is from RefSeq and is a predicted model, not a curated record. The transcript has 5 exons. Lineage: Eukaryota; Viridiplantae; Streptophyta; Magnoliopsida; Proteales; Proteaceae. Gene Ontology annotation, molecular function: cinnamyl-alcohol dehydrogenase activity; zinc ion binding.